AGGCGGAGAGGGAUUCGUGGGAGUAGGGUUGGGGAUGGAGCUGCUGCCCAAAGUGUGGAGCCCAGGGCGCAUGGUGCCCGGAGCCUCAGGCCUCUGCCUGCGUGAGGAGCAGAGGAGGGGGAUUGUGUGAUUGAGUGUGACAGGCGGGGCGUGUGUGUGUGUGUGUCCGGUCCAGGUUGGGCCUCCGUGACGGAGCGUGCGGUUGUGAGGCUGCGACUGGUGCUUGGCUCUGCGGUGUAUGUCCCUGACCCAGGUUCCUGCUGCUCUCCCCACCCUCCGCUCACAGCCCCGAGUGUCUGCUCAGAGCAGUGUCCCCAAGACGCAAGUCAAAUAUUGAGCCCUAGGAUGAAAGUUCCGGGCAAGAAGGCACAGACGGGCUUGAGAGGGGAAUGUUAGAGCUAGAAGUGUCCCUGAGACAGACUCCCGGGAUGAAAUGAUGGGAGGGUCUGUACUUGGAGGCGCUAUGGGUGCUGCUGCCUUUCUCGGAACCACAGCAUUCCCGUACUUCUGACCCACGGAAUCUGCUGUGAAUUCGAGGACAGCUUCCAGCCUCUCUCGCACAUCUGGUUAUGUGUGUGAGGUCUGGGCAGAUGUGGCCCUGGAGGGGAUUUUCUCGGUCUGUCUGUGCUCCAAGAAAGGCCUGGUGUCUCAUGAUUUCCUUCUUCCCCAAUCCUGCCAUUCUCCAAGAGAAGGAGCCUAAGGAGGAGGGAAGAAUUGUUGCACAUCUAAAAGUCCAGAUCAGCGAAUUACCUGUGCUCAAGUUUCAUUCAAAGGAAGCAAUCCUGGGAUACAGGGGAAAAAGCCAGAGUUGAAAGAGAAUUGGCUCUGUAUUUAGAGAUGUGGAUUCAAAACACAGCCCUACCUCUUACUAAUUGAAUUUUAGCAAGGAACUUUACUCUGAGCCUCUAUGACCUCAUCUGUUGAGUGGAGCCCUGGCUUCGCUGGACUCUGUGCCUCUCCAGUGGAGGAAGCCCAAAGAGGACCAACAGGUUCUUGCAGUUCUAAAACCAUGGCCCGUAUGUCCCUGGCAUUCCGGGACGUGGCCAUCGACCUGUCCCAGGAGGAGUGGGAGUGCCUGGGCCCUGUGCAGAGGGCCCUGUACAGGGAUGUGAUGCUAGAGAACUACAGCAACUUGGUCUCGUUAGGGUGCCGCAUUCCUAAGCCAGAUGUGAUUACUCUAUUGGAGCAAGAGAAGGAGCCCUGGAUGGUACUGAGGGAGGGGACGAGAAGAUGGUGCUCAGAUUUGGAGUCUAAGUAUGUCACCAAGAAGUUAUUUCCAGAAAGGGAUGUUUCUGAAAUACAUUUAUCUCAAUUGCAGACAGUGGAAAAAAGUAAAACCUACAUCCAUGAGGACACCAUUUUCAGAAAUGAUUUGCAGUGUAAACAUGAAUUUGAGAGACAAGAAGAACAUCAGAUGGGAUGCGUUAGUCAAAUGAUAAUCCACAAACAUAUGUCUCUUCCUCUACAUCAGAAAAUUCACACUAGAGAGAAAUCAUAUGAAUGUAAGGAAUGUAGGAAGGCUUUUAGACAACAGUCAUACCUUAUUCAACAUCUGAGAAUUCAUACUGGUGAGAGACCCUAUAAAUGUAAGGAAUGUGGGAAGGCCUUUUGUCGUGUGGGAGACCUUAGAGUACAUCAGACAAUUCAUGCCGGGGAGAGACCCUAUGAAUGUAACGAUUGUGGGAAGACCUUUCGACUUCAUUAUCACCUUACCGAACAUCAGAGAAUACACUCUGGUGUGAAACCCUAUGAGUGUAAGGAAUGUGGGAAGGCCUUUAGUCGUGUUAGAGACCUUAGAGUACAUCAGACAAUUCAUGCUGGAGAGAGACCUUAUGAAUGUAAGGAAUGUGGGAAGGCCUUUAGACUUCAUUAUCAACUUACUGAACAUCAAAGAAUUCAUACUGGUGAGAGACCUUAUGAAUGUAAGAUUUGUGGAAAGACCUUUAGGGUACAACGGCAUAUUAGUCAACAUCAGAAAAUUCAUACUGGUGUAAAACCCUACAAAUGUACUGAAUGUGGGAAGGCCUUUAGUCAUGGCUCAUACCUUGUUCAACAUCAGAAAAUUCAUACUGGUGAGAAACCCUAUGAAUGUAAAGAAUGUGGUAAGUCCUUUAGUUUUCAUGCAGAACUUACUCGACAUCAUAGAAUUCAUACUGGUGAGAAACCCUAUGAAUGUAAAGAAUGUGGAAAAGCCUUUCGUCUCCAAACAGAACUUACUCGACAUCAUAGAAUUCACACUGGUGAGAAACCUUAUGAAUGUAAGGAAUGUGGGAAGGCCUUUAUUUGUGGCUAUCAACUUACUUUACAUCUAAGAGCUCAUACUGGUGAGAUUCCCUAUGAAUGUAAGGAAUGUGGGAAAACCUUCAGUAGUCGCUAUCAUCUUACUCAACAUUAUAGAAUUCAUACUGGUGAGAAACCCUAUGGAUGUAAAGAAUGUGGGAAAGCCUUUCGUCUUCAAGCAGAACUUACCCGACAUCACCGAAUUCAUACUUGUGAGAAACCCUAUGAAUGUAAGGAAUGUGGGAAGGCCUUUAUUCGCAGCAAUCAACUUAUUUCACACCAGAGAAUUCACACCAAUGAGAAUACCUAUGAAUGUAAGGAAUGUGGGAAGAUUUUUAGUCGUCGCUACAAUCUUACUCAACAUUAUAAAAUUCAUACUGGAGAAAAACCCUAUAAAUGUAAAGAAUGUGGAAAGGCCUUUCGCUUUCAAACAGAACUUACUCAGCAUCAUAGAAUUCAUACUGGCGAAAAACCCUAUAAAUGUCAGGAAUGUGGGAAAGCCUUUAUUCGUAGCAAUCAUCUUACUCAACAUCACAGAAUUCAUACUGGUGAGAAACCCUAUGAAUGUAAAGAAUGUGGGAAGACCUUUAGUCGUCACUAUCAUCUUACUCAACAUCACAGAAUCCAUACUGGUGAGAAACCCUACAUAUGUAACGAAUGUGGGAAUGCUUUUAUUUGUAGUUACCAACUUACCUUACAUCAAAGAAUUCACACUGGUGAGAUUCCAUAUGAAUGUAAGGAAUGUGGAAAGACCUUUAGUCGUCGGUAUCAUCUUACUCAACAUUUUAGACUUCAUACUGGUGAGAAACCUUACGGAUGUAAAGAAUGUGGGAAUGCCUUUCGUCUUCAAGCAGAACUUACUCGACAUCACACAAUUCAUACCGGUGAGAAACCCUAUAAAUGUAAAGAAUGUGGGAAGGCAUUUAGUGUUAAUUCAGAACUUACCCGACAUCACAGAAUUCAUACUGGUGAGAAACCCUAUAAAUGUAAAGAAUGUGGGAAAGCCUUUAUUCGUAGUGAUCAACUUACUUUACAUCAGAGAAAUCAUAUGAGUGAGGAAACCCUAUGCAUAAUGUAAAGAGGAUACAAUGGCCUUUAGAAAAUGCCUUUUAUAACAGCAGAGAACUCAUAAUUUAAGAAAUUUUUUACUUGUGAGGGAAUCCCUUUUGUUUCAUGUGCAAAACUUAACAGAAAUAAUUUUAUACUAUAUAUUGAUUUAACAAGUUGAAAAUUACAGCAUCACCCAGUCUUGGUUAAACUUUCACAGACUGAUACUGGUACAAUGCAUCUCAGACCAAGGUAAAGGACCUUCCCCCCUCAAACUUGGUUAUUGACCAAUACUUUUAUAAAAUGCAAUAAAAUUGGAUUAUCAGAAAAAUGAAAUGGAAAGAAAAACACAUACAAAAUGAAAGCCACCAUUUUUUUAUUAUUGAAUUUAAUGGACAUAAAUUAGUUCUGUCAAAUUUCUGUAAAGGUUUCUAAACGCUUGCUCUCAGUAUCUGUACCUUAACUUAUUGCAGACCAGAAGCAAACAUCUGUGACCAGCAUCAGUACAGGGACCACACUUUAUAUAGCACUGUAACAGAAAAUAAUUCUGUAAAUGCAAUGAAUGUGGGAAAAGACUUUAGCCAUGGCACAUCUUUACUAUAAUUCUCAUAAUCCCACCUCUGCCUGUGUGAUAUUUGGCAAAAACUUCUCCCCUCUGUGCCUCAGUUUUAAAAUGGUGAUAAUAGUACCUCCCUAAUAGUAUUUUUGUGAAGAUGAAAUGUUAAUAAAACAACAAAACCUUUAGAAAAAUAUGUGCUCAAUAAAUAUCACUGUUAUUUUUAUCAUUAGUGAUGUUAGUAUUUCAUGUGAGAGGAAGACCCUAUGAGUGUAAAGAAUUUGUAAAAGCCUUCCAUUACCUUUCAGUCUUUACUUAAACCGAGAUAAUUAAUUGUGGAUAAAAUCCAGUAAAAUAAACUUCCAUUUCUAAUAUCAGAACUCAUCUCUGAAAACUAAUGUGAGAAAGGAAUCUCUAGAGCUGAUAAGUGUGAAGAUUAUGAGAGUAAAGCUUUUGAAGAAUCAGGGAGAGCUGUAAUGCUUUUUCUUUUCAUAAUCCAAAAAGCAUACAAAUUAUACUCUGCUUUUUGUGCCCAAAAUUUAUGACAAAUUAGAAACAACCAAAAGACUACUGUCCAUUUGGAAAAUUUUUUUUUUUUAAAUUACAGUGAACACUGGUAUGCCCUCUCUAGAUUUGGUGAUUGUAAUUAUAUUGUCGUAUUUGGUUUGCUUCUAUAUAAUUUUUUACAUAUUUUUUGCUAUGGUGUUUGAGUAUAAAUUGUAGACAUCAUGACAUUUCACCUUUCUGUAUAUAAUCAUGCAACUCCUAAGAAUAAAGACAACCUCCUACUUAAUCACUAUAUAACUUCGCACCUAAGGAGAUUAAUAAUAAUUCAGUAAUCUGUAAUAUUACAGAUAGAUACCAGUGCCUUAACCCAACAUAUCUGAAAGAAUGUCUCUGGGAACAGUAAUAUUUAAUGGUACUUGAAAAAUGUUCUGUAGUCACAGGCUUAUGAAGUUUUGAAUACUGAAUUUCUUCUAAGAAAAUAAUGCUUAUUAUCAGGUUAUCGAAAGACUUGAGUCCUACACUAAAGGAAAUUUGCUUGACUUUGUUUAAUCCCAGUGUAUCUUAAACCUUACUAAGGAAGUCCCAUUCACAAUACCUAAUGCCUUUGGGGUGUGAACCCACACUGGAAAUGUUGCCAUAACCAGAAAAGGGUGACCCUAAGCAAGGACUAUUCAGAUAAAAUGGCAGAUGCUUAGCUAUGUUGAGAAAAGAAAUGGGUGGUGUGUUUCUCUGCUGCUCACAUCUUCCUCUGCAAUCAGUUGCUUGCCCUCUGAAUGUAGGGCUGCUACUUUUCUACACAAUUAAAAACCCGUUUGGCCCAGUUUUUUAUAUGAACGUACUAUAAUGUAUUUAAACCUUCUUUUAUUCUUUAGUGUUCAAGUUUCAACAGUUUGUCGCUAUUUCAGAUAUACUUCAGUGAAUAUCCUUGUCGUGAUCAUUGGUUUAUGUGAGCCAGAAUUUCUUUACUUGUAUACACGUGGAAGUAGCAUUGCUCAUAUAUUAUAUAUUCUUUCAGUUAUGUUAGAUGUUGCUAAAUUGAUCAUGAAUUAUAUACACUUCCAAUUCUACUAGAUAUUGCCAAAUUGUUCUCUUAGACUCUUGUCAGUACUCAAUUUGACAGGAUUAUUUCUAUCAAAUUGAGUAUUCCUACAGCAUCACUUUAGAUAUAUGUUUUAAUAUAUAAUUUCAUAAAUUUCAAUUCCAGUUGAGCAUUUUUUCAAACAUGUUUCUUGGCCAAUCAUCAUUCCUUUACUUUGAGUUUCCUAUUCUUGACUU
Messenger RNA from Diceros bicornis minor, 5665 nucleotides. RefSeq names its product zinc finger protein 546. Lineage: Eukaryota; Metazoa; Chordata; Mammalia; Perissodactyla; Rhinocerotidae. Gene Ontology annotation, biological process: regulation of DNA-templated transcription. The transcript is spliced from 6 exons. The record is from RefSeq and is a predicted model, not a curated record. The coding region runs from base 908 to 3358 and encodes 816 amino acids.